AUGGCUGUACUAGGGCUUACUGUAAACAAUACUGCUCCACCAAAGAAACGUGCAAAAGCUACCCUUGGGUUGGGUGUAAUCCCAUUUGAUCAGGAACGUUGCAACAAUGAGGUGGCAAAAAUGAUAAUUGCACAAGAUUAUCCCCUUCAAAUUGUGGAACACAAGGGCUUCAUUGAUUUUGUACGGACUCUUCAGCCCCAGUUCAGCUCAUUAAGCUCUACCGAUGUUCAUGGGGAUUGCAUGUCUAUGUACCUCAGUGAGAAGCAAAACCUCUUGAAUCUUAUUAGACAAAUUCCUGGACGGGUCAACCUGACCUUGGAUUUAUGGACUUCAAACCAGACAGUGGGCUAUGCUUUUCUUCGUGGGCAUUUCAUUGACAGCGAUUGGAAUGUACAUCAUCCUAUUCUUAAUGUGAUCUUGGUACCAUUUCCUGAUUCCGAUGAUUCCUAUAAUAAGACAAUUGUGACCUGCCUAACUGAUUGGCAGUUGGAGGGUCGGUUAUUUACACUUACACUUGAUCAAUCCUCGAAUGAGACUCUGAUGGGAAAUCUUAGAGGACUCCUUUCUGUUAGGAAUCCUGUGAUUUUCAAUGGCCAGUUACUCAGCAGGAAUUGUUUUGCUCGGGUUCUUAGUCGUCUUGCUCUAGAUGCAUUAUGGACAAUGAGAGAAACCAUCAGCAAAGUUCGAGAGAGUGUGAAGUUAGUGAAAAUUUCAAAGUCGAAUGAAAACAAGUUCAUUAAGCUGAGGCAAAAACUCCAAGUCCCUUGUACAAAAGACCUUUUUAUUGACAGCCAAACUAAAUGGGACACGACGUACCAUAUGCUGGUUGCUGCUUGUGAAUUAAAGGAAGUCUUUGCUUGCUUUGAGACCUCUGGCCAUGAUUAUGGAAUGACUUUGUCUAUGGAUGAAUGGAAGCAAGUAGAAAUUCUCUGCACAUAUUUGAAGCAGCUAUAUGAUGCAGCUAACCUUCUAACUUGCCAACCAUACCCAACUGCAAAUUUAUUUUUCUCUGUAGUGUCAAAUCUUCUGGUAGAAUUGACUCGUGCAGCUUUCAGUCAUGAUCCCUUCCUCAGUAAUUUGAUUAGGCCUUUGCAAGAGAGGUUUGAUCAAUAUUGGAGAGAAAGCAGCCUAGUCUUGGCAGCCGCUGCAGCCAUGGACCCAAGGUAUAAAAUGGAGUGUGUGGAACUAACCUUUGGUCGAAUCUUUGGCGAGAAUGCUGAGCCAUGGAUCAGGGUUGUUGAGGAUGGUCUUCACGAACUUUUACAUGAAUACAUUGUAGAACUUCUUCCUUUGACAACUACAGAUGGGAAUGAAGGGAAUGAGAUUAUGAUUAAGACAGAGCCAUAUCAAGAAGGGUCUCUUGAUGGAUCUAUCAUCAUCGACACAGAUGGACUUUCAGACUUGGAAAUAUAUAUCUCUGACAUUACCGGUAACCAAAUCAAGUCAGAAUUGGAUCAAUAUCUGGAAGAGCCUCUGCUACCCAGAGUAGAAGAAUUUGACAUUCUGAGUUGGUGGAGGCUAAACACAUCUAAUUACCCGACCUUGUCUAGAGUGGCAUCUGAUAUUUUAUCUAUGCCAUUAUCAACUCUCCCAGCAGAGUCUGUUUUUGACACAGAAAUUAGAAAAAUGGAGAGCUACCGCAGUUCAUUAAGCUCCAUGACUAUUGAGGCACUUUUCUGUGCCAAGGACUGGUUGCAUUACCAAUCAUUACCUAUAGAUGUUCCAAUGCAUUAA
Molecule: messenger RNA, 1734 nt
Organism: Neltuma alba
Lineage: Eukaryota; Viridiplantae; Streptophyta; Magnoliopsida; Fabales; Fabaceae
Product: zinc finger BED domain-containing protein DAYSLEEPER-like
Exons: 2
Coding region: 1-1734 (577 amino acids)
Molecular function (GO): protein dimerization activity; DNA binding
Source: RefSeq, a predicted model, not a curated record